AAAAUAGUAGCACAUUGUUUUCUGUUUUCUUUUAGGAUUAUAUUUCCUGUUCAUUACAAACCAAAAGUAAAAAAGGAAGCUCCCUAAUAUAUACAGGUAAUUUGGACAGUUCAUCAGAUAAUACAGUUAUGCCUUUGUCCAUAAAUGCUUCACAAUCAAAAAGUACCCAGAGUGGAAGUAAGCACUAUAGCAAACCUCUUAAUGACUUGUUCAGGAGUUUCAAAAAUUUGGAUUGCUUUGAUGAUGAGCUGGAUUUGCUCAGUGAUUCAAGUCAGCUAGAACUAGAAGAAGAGGUCACAGUGGAUGUUUCUGCAACUAAUGCAAUUCAGAAUGCAAUCAUGUACACAUAUACAGAAACAGAUGUCACCUUACCAUCCAGUUUGGCUGCAAACACAGUAACAUGUAGUGAUCAUGAUAUCAGUAGUGGUCUGGUUAGGAAGACUGCAAGCAAGCCUGAAACUGAGGUAUUGAGUGGUCAAAGAUUAAUACCAUCUGCCAUCAACCAGAUAUAUGAUGAACUAUAUGUCAUACAUCAAAAACUGCAGCAAGAAAAUUCAGCACAGCAGGAGUAUGCUCUGCAACUUCAGAAACGAGAACAUUUUUUAGCUGAAAGAGAAGCAUUGCUUUUCAGACAUGAAGCUGCUUUGACUAAGAUAAGAGGUGUUGAAGAAGAAGUUCAUGCAAAAUUUCAAAUUAUAAAGGAGCAACAUGAGGCAGAAGUUCAACAGCUGUCAGAAUCCUUGAAAGAAAGGACGAAAGAAAACAAGAGACUCAGAUCAUCAUUUGAUGCCUUGAAGGAAAUGAAUGACUCUUUAAAAAAACAGUUAAGUGAUGUGACUGAGCAGAACAAGAAAUUGGAGUUUCAAGCAAAAAAAGUACAAGCUCGUUUAGAUAAUUUACAAAGGAAGCAUGAAUUUUUAACAAUACAGAAAUCUAAAGAUGUUUCUCAACCAAUGCAAGAAAUUAAAUCUGUGAAGCAGGAAAAAAUGACAGCAACAUCAAAAAUUUGUAAGGCACCACUUAAUUCACAUGUUUAUGAGCUUUUAACUGUUCUUAUGGACUGGAUCUCAGAUCAAUUCCUCAAAGUGAAAAAAGAGGAAGAAAGAGGAGAGAAUCACAAACUAACAUACACACACAAAAAUGAUACACAAGAAAAGUGGCCAAAGCUUUUACCGAUCAUUGCAGAACAGCUCCAGUGGAUGCCAUUUGUGAACCCUAAACUACAUAUUCCUGUAAUUAAGUUUAUUUACUGGGCUAUAAGACAGCUAGACUAUGGGACACAGCAUUCAACUAUGACAUCAACUAUGAGAAGACUUGGUGAAGACAUAUUCAAAGGCAUAGCAAAUAAGGGAAACAAACAUAGCUCUUCAGAGCAGUCUGCUGAAAGUAAACCAAAGACAGCAGCUUUCUUUAAGAGUUCCAUUUUACCUUUGAGAUUUGUAUCAACUUUAAUUAUACUCAAAACAGUAACACAAGCUGAUUAUCUGGCUCAAGCAUUUGAUUCCCUUUGUGUAGACUUGAAGACAGAUGAAGGAAAGGCCUUGUUUUUGGAGUACCAAUCUGUGCCUAUCAUAUUAAAUCACUUAAGAAUAUCCAGUAGAGGUCUGCUUUCUAAUGCCAUUGAUGGUUUACUUCAGAUGACAAUGGAAUCUGUGUACGUCUGAAACUGAACUACUAAUGCAAGUUGGUACAAAUGUCUAAGGAUGCCUGUGCAGGUUUGUACAGAAUACUGUAACUUGUACAGAAUUCCUGACAUGACAGUUAUAGACUUUGUAGUCACCAAAAAUUUACAAGAAAAAUUACAUCUAAUUACUACGAUGACAGACCACCAAAAUAGACAUUUUUCAAAUAUGUUUUAGAAACACUUUCAUUUCUACAAUCUGUUUUUUAAAUAAACGCACAUUUAAAUAUAUUAUAUUACCAUGGGAUUACUAACAGGAUACUGCUGAAUACUGUAUUUUGUAAACUUAGUUUAUAAAAAAAAUCCUCUUAGAAUACUUAAACUAUUUUUGAUUGUUCUACUUCCAACUAAUUAUAUUCUGUGAGGAAGGGGCUGGCAUCAUCACAUUGCUUUGCAUACUGUUUACAUUUGGAAGAGUAUCUUCACAAUCAUAUGGGUUAGAAACAUAUAUGAAAGCUUAAAUUCUGCAGAAAUUGAUGUUAACCCCUCAUGCUGACAAAGAGAAACAUCCCACUUGUUCUUUCCAAGUAGACUUUUCAGCACUUGUUCUAAAUGGUGUUAUGUUACUUGAGUUGUGCUUUCUGGGUUACAAUUUACACUUCAGUUACAGACUAACAUGGCUACCACUCUGAGAAUUUACACUGGGUUCAGUAGAGCUCCUGAAAUAAAUUACAAUCUUGUAUUUCACUCUCAGGCUAUCUAUUAUGACUAAUAAAAUAUGUAUGUCCUUAUUUUUUUAAAACAAAGGUGCAUCCAUCUUCACUGGAUUGAUAGCCGCACUUUGACAUCUCAUUUAUAAAGUACUUUACACAACAUAUGUAAAGGAGCUAUUAAAAAACACUUUCUGUACUUCAUUACCUAAUGCUGUGGUUUGCAUAUCCUGCUAAGUUGCCUUGAGUAGGACUUACAAAUAUGUUUAAAACAAGGAAAAAAAUAAGCUAUGAAACAUCUUCCCAAAUCCAUGUCCCUUUACUACCAUGCUGUCAGAAAAUAUAGUGUAUAUGUAAGAAAGUCAAACAUUUUAUUGUGUCUUUUCUGUGAUUUAUGUUGAAAUAUCAGACUGCUUUGAAUCAGUGAAUAGCCGUUGUCCUUUAUUUCUUAAAUUGAAAACUAAGUUUUCAAUGUUUGUUUCAUUAUAUAAGCAGGAUUUGUUGACGCAGCUCUAGAAUGUGAUAUUUUCUAAUUGUUGCUAAUUGAUUUAAAUUAUGUAUUUUAAUAAUGGCUGACAUCAGCAAUCAGGAAAUCUUGAUUUAAAUAAUUGAUUUUAGUAUGGUUUUGUAUUUGUAUUUUUUGGUUGUUUUCCUAAAGUAAAGCUCAUUCUCAUGGGUGCCUAUAGAUAUUGGAACAUGUUGAUUUGCAACCAAAUACAGCCUUUACACUCAGUUUGGUACUUCAUUUUGCUAACUUACUAGUUAUGGACAUAUUUUACAUUUGUAUAUUAGUUUCAUCAAAUUGCCUUAUAUGCAAGAAACAGAAGUCAAGUUUAUCAGAGCAUAUUUUUCAUUUAAAAUGGAUUUAGUAAAUGAAGUAGUAUCUUGAGUUAGUGAAUUGAUAUACAUUUUAAAGUACUUAGGUGCCCAAGGAUUUGUCUGCAUGGUGGAGUAAUGUGUUCUAUGGGGAGGGAGGAGACGAGGAAUGAUGUGAUUUCUAAAGCACACUAAUAUGACAUUAAUUAAUCUGUGUAAUCCUAGCUGGUACACUUUAACAUGUGCUGUUACAAAUAGUACUAUAUUGAAGCUUACUAGAGAAUCUUUAGUGUGCCUCAGCAAGAUCUAUAUUGACCAGUUAAUGCACAACCUGUUAGUACUAUACUAGUGUAGAGCAUCUAAAUCUACCAGAUGGACAAAGCCCUAAAAAUGCAGAACAGAACUGUAGCACUUACAUUUGUGAAAAUGUAAAUACUAACAUUUGUUAAAGACUGAAAAUAAAAGAGCUAUUGAAUUUAGCACACAAUAUUGUGAUAUAUUUAUAUUUAUUUGACUUGACCUAAAAAGUUAGUCAAACACUGGAAUAAAUUGCCCAGG
Pelodiscus sinensis (Chinese soft-shelled turtle) is the source of this 3705-nucleotide messenger RNA. Lineage: Eukaryota; Metazoa; Chordata; Testudines; Trionychidae. The record is from RefSeq and is a predicted model, not a curated record.